Molecule: messenger RNA, 1065 nt
Organism: Penicillium olsonii
Lineage: Eukaryota; Fungi; Ascomycota; Eurotiomycetes; Eurotiales; Aspergillaceae
Source: the annotation of a GenBank genome assembly
AUGCUCCACUAUCGCACACAAGGGUACAACGGUUGCGCCGUCAAGUACUCCCCUUUCUUCGACAAUAGGCUUGCUGUCGCAAGCUCAUCAAACUUCGGACUCGUUGGAAAUGGACGUCUUCAUAUUUUGGAACUGACUGCGAACGGAAUACAACCUCUAAAGUGGUUCACAACACAAGACUCCCUCUACGACCUUGCAUGGUCUGAACUCCACGAGAACCAAGUCCUCGCCGCAUCAGGCGACGGUAGCAUAAAGCUCUUCGACUGCACAGCGAACGACUUCCCCAUCCAAAACUGGAAAGAGCAUGCGCGCGAGGUCUUCAGCGUAAACUGGAACCCCGUAGCAAAAGAUCGCUUCUGCUCAAGUAGUUGGGAUGGCACAGUCCGCAUCUGGUCCCCUCAUCGUCCCCAAUCCCUCCUCACCCUCCCCACCCACAGCUGCACCUACUCUGCCUCCUUCUGUCCGCACAAUCCAGACCUCAUUUCAUGCGUGACAUCAGACUCGUACGUGCGCGUCUUUGAUCUUCGCACUCCUGCCUCCGCUUCAAACCAUCUCGUCACUCAAAUUCCUAUUCAUGCUGCUCCUGUUGCGCCUGCGAUCCCAGGACAGCCUGGUGGUCCGGCCCCGCCUGCGGAGGCCCUGACUCAUGACUGGAAUAAGUACCGGCCUACUGUUCUUGCGACCGCGGGCGUUGAUCGCGCGAUUCGCACUUUUGAUAUCCGCGCGCCACAACAAGGCCCGUUGGCCACAAUGCUCGGGCAUGAAUACGCCGUUCGGAAACUGGCGUGGUCGCCUCAUCUCUCUAAUGUUCUCCUGAGUGCCAGUUACGAUAUGACAUGUCGCGUGUGGAAUGAUCGCUCAGACGUGAGCCCCGGAGGCGAUAUGGAUGUGAUGCGUGGUGGUCCCGCGGGCCCCGUGGUUGGUGCGGAGCUGGGGCGCAUGGGGAGACACACCGAGUUUGUCACCGGAGUUGACUGGUGCCUAUUUGGAAAUGAAGGCUGGUGUGCUAGUGUUGGGUGGGAUGAGAGUGUAUAUGUUUGGGAUGUACGAGCCGCGAUGGCAUAG